Molecule: messenger RNA, 1091 nt
Organism: Zea mays
Lineage: Eukaryota; Viridiplantae; Streptophyta; Magnoliopsida; Poales; Poaceae
Product: probable acyl-activating enzyme 2
Exons: 2
Coding region: 310-717 (135 amino acids)
Source: RefSeq, a predicted model, not a curated record
CCAUCCGCAGUUCGUUCAGGCCGCCUAGGCCGCACGUCCGACUCCCGAGCGCUGCCAACCACACACCUAAACGCGCCGCUCACGCCCAUCAGCUUCCUCGAGCGCACCACGCUCGUCUACCCCGACCGCCCCUCCAUCGUCGCCGCUGGACACGACGCCGCGCCGCCGCCCCGCACCUGGCGGCAGACCCGGGACUGCUGCCUCCGCCUCGCCGCCGCGCUCGCGGGGCUCGGCGUCGCGCGCCGUGACGUGGUUGCGGUGUUCGCGCAGAACAUCCCGGCCUUCUGCGAGCUCCACUUCGGCAUUCCCAUGGCGGGCGCCGUGAUCUGCGCGCUCAACUCGCGGCUCGACGCCGGCAUGGCGUCCGUGCUGCUGCAGCACUCGGAGGCCAAGGUCGUGUUCGUGGACGCCGUGCUGCUGGGCGUCGCCCGGGAAGCGCUCCGCUUCAUCUCCCAGCAGGCCGGCGGAGCGAGCAGGGUACCCGCCGUGGUGCUAAUCAACGGGGCGCUCGACGAGCCGCCGCCAGCGGCGACAGGAAACAACAAGAUCCCAGGCGUCGAUCGAUGCUACGAGUACGAGGCCCUCCUCAGCAACAGCAGAGGCGGCGAUCCAGAGUUCUUGAUCCGGUGGCCGGACGAUGAGAACGAGCCGAUCGCGCUGGAUCUGCGUGCAGGGGCGGUGAAUCGCGGGGAGGGGCGCUGGAUCUGCGGGCGGUGAAUCGCGGGGGGGGGGGGGGGGGCGGUGAAUCGCGGGGAGGGGCGCUGGAUCUGCGGGCGGUGAAUCGCGGGGGGGGGGGGGGGGGGCGGUGAAUCGUGGGGAGGGGCGCUGGAUCUGCGGGCGGUGGGUGAAUCGCGGGGGGCGGGGGGCGCUGGAUCCGCGUGCGGGCUGACGUGAGCGCUGAGCGGGAUUCGCGGCGUGGACGUUGAGGCGGGGGCAGUCUACGCUCCACUCUUAAUAGUUGUAGAGAUGUUAUCGGCUAUGUGCACUCUAGUUGUGUAGAGGAUGGCUUCCAUGUUGUAUCUGCGUGAUGCUAACUCUUGAGGGCGUUUAGUUUGUGAAUGUGAUAAUGCAGUAGCGCCGGAUCUUUUCUU